GCAUCGUCAAUGAAAAUACAGAAAAUAUGUACUGUAAUCUUGUGAAUUGAUGAUUUCAUGAAACAAGAGUUCUUCCAUUUGACAUGAACAAAUCGAAAUGAUUCGAAGCAAACGACUUCACUCGGCAUCAACGCCGGUUCAACAACAAACACCAUCGUUACUAACUUGUCAGUUUCUCAGCUAUACGGCAGAGAAUGAUAUUCAGUUUGUUGCCAUGGAACCACCAUCAAACAGUCUUGAACCGUCAUCUUUCGUUCCAUCAUCCUUGACCUAUUCCGGUUUAAUGAGUGAAUCGUUCCCCGCUUACGGAGGACCUUUCCAAGUGAUCGAGCCGGGAAGUGAUUUGUAUCUGGAGAUAGAUUCGGCGUUUUGCUUUGACUCGUCAGGAGCAGAUCAGCUUCCGCUUCAUCAACAGAGCGAUAACUUUUCUGAAAAUGGUAUUCCACAGCAAGUGCUGGAUGAUGUGUUCCGAAUGGAGGAUGAAAUGGAGGCUGACGGAGAGCUAUUGCCAAGUCAGUAUCCCGUCGCAGAUAAUUUAUCGAUGGCAGAUUAUGAGAUGCAACUGGUCGCCGAAAUGAACAAAUUGUUUCCUGAAGUUAGUACCACGCCUGUCGGUGCAACGAAUAGUCGGUUGAUGGAGGAACUAAUCAAGUAUGGAUCGUCGGAUAGUCCAUGUUAUAUGAAUGUUCAGUUGAAGUCCGAUGGAAUACGUAGUGGGCGAAACGUUCCGAAGUUGGACAUUCUUAAGCGGGACAAGGAGCGAGGCUUUCGAUGUGUGGAUAUGGUUGAUGGCAAUGGGAAAAUGUUUAAAGCUAAGUAUUACGAGCACAUAACGAUUCAGAAACAGCCAAAAUUGUUUUCUCCGGUUCCCGUUACGAAGCCUACUACCAAUCCGAUGCCAUAUCGCAGAAUAACCGAACUGCUUCGGUCUAAUCAGUUAGCAAACGUUAGUCCUUCCGUGGCUAACAAAAUCGAAAAGUUAGCGAACAAUAAUCGAAAUGUUACGCUUACGCCAAUCCGAGGCAGUACGUCCACCGGACGGCACAGUAUGAGUACUCCGGCGAAAAAUUCCACUACCAUUGUCAUCAAAGCUCCGAAAAGAACCAUCGCGCAUAAUGCGGACGCAGAGCCAACCCCACCAUCCGAACAUUUCCCUAUGCCAAUUAUCAAACAAGAACCGCCAGAUGAUCCACCGGUUGAACUGGAACUGCAGCAGCAGCUAAGCGUCAUAGAUUCCACACCGAUCGAAGUUCCGACUAUUACACCAAUGUCGACGAACAACACUGUCAGCAAGCAACCUCGGAAGCAAAAGCUUCAAUCACUAUCGCAGUGCGAUGUGAUUUUCAAUGAUUCGGCCAGUACGAGAACUGUUCCGAGGUUAACAUCCUCCUGCAACGAGGGACGAUCGGGACGUAUCGAGGGUUCUUUGAAGAUUCCGCCUCCGCGAGUCCGUACACCAAACGACUUCGUCACCGUGACGAUCAAAGGUGAGUUCGGAACGAACAUUGUUUCGGUUAGUGAAAUUAUUGAAACUGUUGUUGAACGGAACUAUCGUUCGUGAUGGUGAGAGGUUAACUUUUCACU
Messenger RNA from Malaya genurostris, 1584 nucleotides. RefSeq lists its product as uncharacterized. The transcript has 3 exons. The record is from RefSeq and is a predicted model, not a curated record. Lineage: Eukaryota; Metazoa; Arthropoda; Insecta; Diptera; Culicidae. The coding region runs from base 98 to 1561 and encodes 487 amino acids.